This is a messenger RNA of Gossypium arboreum, 462 nucleotides long. RefSeq names its product secreted RxLR effector protein 161-like. The transcript has a single exon. NCBI's taxonomy places the organism in Eukaryota, Viridiplantae, Streptophyta, Magnoliopsida, Malvales, Malvaceae. Bases 1 to 462 code for a protein of 153 amino acids. The record is from RefSeq and is a predicted model, not a curated record.
AUGGAAGAAUCUAAGAGAGGAUUCCUACCUAUGAGACAUAGUAUUUCACUCUCGAAGGAAAUGUGUCCUUCAACUCCACAAGAGAGAGAACACAUGAGUAAAAUUCCAUAUGCUUCUGCUAUUGGAUUUAUCAUGUAUGCCAUGUUACGUACCCGUCCAGAUGUCUCAUAUGCCUUAAGUAUGACGAGCAGGUACCAAGUAGAUCCCGGUGAAGGUCACUGGACCAUAGUCAAGAAUAUCCUUAAGUACUUGAGAAGAACUAAGGAUACGUUCCUAAUAUAUGGAGGUGAGGAAGAGUUAAGUGUAAAAGGUUACACUGAUGCCAACUUCCAAACUGACAAGGAUGAUUCUCGAUCGCAAUCAGGUUUUGUGUUUUGCCUUAAUGGUGGUGCUUGUGAGUGGAAGAGUUCAAAGCAAAGUACGAUGGUGAUUCUACAACAGAGGCCGAGUAUAUUGCACUAG